GGAGGGAGAGAGCUCGGGGACGUCGUUGUUGCAUUUUAGUAAGGUGACUAGCCCGUUUUGUUUGGAAUAUCGAUUUCCAAAAACCGCGAAAGGAGGGCUACUGGAGACACAGAGAAGUUUGUUCGUUUCGAAAGUUUUGCAACAGAAGGGCGCCCACCCCUCUAAAGACAGGAUCCCAGCUCGGCGCAAGGGUGUCAUGGCCGCUGCCCCACGGAGAUGCAGAGAUCACCCCUUGUAGCGCACGCGACCCACGGUACACGCACGGAGGUGCAGAGAGGAGGAGGUGCAGGAGGAGCAGGAGGAGUAAUGACCACGUCGCACAUGAACGGCCACGCCUCGGAGCCGGACGGGGACGGGGCCGGGGGCGGGGGCUCGGUUGAGGCCCCUGAGGAGCCCCAGUGGCACCGGGAGAUGCCGGUGGACUGCCCCGGGGACCUGGGGGCCCGCACUCUCCCGGUGCGCCGCAGCGCCCAGCUGGAGCGGAUCCGGCAGCACCAGGAGGACCUGCGCCGGAGGAGGGAGGAGGAGGGCCGCAACCGGCAGGAGCUGGACCUCAACGCCUCCAUGCGCCUCAAGAAGCUGGCGCAGAACCCCAAGGUGGGCAUCGACAACCCCACCUUCGACCCCAUCGAGGGGCCCGGCGGCCUCGCGGGGCAGACCCUGGGCCUGGGAGGGCAGCCCACGCUUCUGGAGCUGGAGGACCUGUUGAUGUCCCUGAAGCAGGUUCAGCACUGCCUGAGUGACGCUCAGAGCCAGGAGGACGUGGCCCUCGUGCUGCAGCUGGUCCAGAAGACUGACUUCCAGAACGCCUUCAACAUCCACAAUGCCGUGGCGCUGUACAUGAACCGAACCAGCCCUCCUUUCCCCCUCACCUCCCACGCACAGGGCCUGGCACAGGAGGUGCAGGCCAUGCUUCAAUCCAGCCAGCAGAAGGAGGGUUUGGAGCUGAACGCCCUGCUGACCUCGCCACACCUGCAGGCGCUGAUGCAGGCCCACGACAGCGUGGCGGAGCAGGAGAUGCGGCCCGAGCCCCUGGGCCCCGCGGACGGGCCCUGCGAGACCCUGACGCAGUACGGCGGGGAGACCGUCAAGAUCGUGCGGCUGGAGAAGGCCCGGGACAUCCCCCUGGGGGCCACGGUGCGGAACGACAUGGACAGCGUGAUCGUCAGCCGCAUCGUGAAGGGCGGAGCAGCGGAGAGGAGCGGCCUGCUGCACGAGGGCGACGAGAUCCUGGAGAUCAACGGCGUGGAGAUCCGCGGCAAGGACGUCAACGAGGUCUUCGACAUCCUGGCGGACAUGCACGGUACUCUGACCUUCGUCCUCAUCCCCAGCCCACAGACCAGACCGCCCCCUCUUAAAGAGACUGUGGUGCAUGUGAAGGCGCACUUUGACUACGACCCCUCGGAUGAUCCCUAUGUGCCCUGCCGUGAGCUGGGGCUCUGCUUCCAGAAGGGAGACAUCCUGCACAUCAUCAGCCAGGAUGACCCCAACUGGUGGCAGGCCUACAGGGACGGGGACGAGGAGAACCAGCCUCUCGCCGGCCUGGUGCCAGGGAAGAGCUUCCAGCAGCAGAGGGAGGCUAUGAAGCAGACGAUAGAGGAAGAUAAGGAGCCUGAGAAGUCAGGCAAGCUCUGGUGUGCAAAGAAGAACAAGAAGAAGAGGAAGAAGAUCCUGUACAAUGCCCAUAAGAAUGACGAUUACGACAACGAAGAGAUCCUGACCUACGAGGAGAUGGCGCUCUACCACCAGCCGGCCAAUCGCAAGCGGCCCAUCGCCCUGAUCGGCCCUCCCAACUGCGGACAGAACGAGCUGAGGCAGAGGCUCAUGUCCAACGAGCCGGAGAGAUUCGGGGGCGCCGUUCCUCACACCACCCGAAACCGGCGCGAGGUGGAGGCGAACGGGCGCGAGUACCACUUUGUGUCACGGCAGGCCUUCGAGGCGGACGCCGCCGCCGGCAAGUUCAUCGAGUCGGGCGAGUUCGAGAAGAACCUAUACGGCACCAGCACCGACUCGGUCCGGCAGGUCAUCAACACGGGCAAGAUCUGCCUGCUGUGCCUGCACACCCAGUCCCUGAAGGUGCUGCGCAGCUCGGACCUCAAACCGUACAUAAUCUUCAUCGCCCCUCCUUCUCAGGAGCGAUUGCGUGCCCUCCUGGCCAAGGAGAACAAGAAUCCAAAGCCGGAAGAGCUAAGGGACAUCAUUGAGAAGGCCCGCGAGAUGGAGCAGAACUAUGGCCACCUGUUCGACGCCGCCAUCGUCAACACGGACCAGGACAAGGCCUACCAGGAUCUGCUCCGCCUCAUCAACAAGCUGGACACGGAGCCCCAGUGGGUCCCCUCCUCCUGGCUGCGCUGAGGACGAUUGGCCCCCACACCCCCCCAGCUCCCUCCUCCCGGUACCCCCCUCCCCUCCCUUCCUCACUCGCUCUGAACUGCUGAAUCACACAGAGAGAAGGGCCUUCCAACUCCUUUCGGUGAGCCAGCCAGGAGAUCCUUUAUUCGGCUGCCUUUUUUGAAGAGGACAGAAUCGCCAUGCAUGCUGGAUUGAACAGGACUGAGUAC
Molecule: messenger RNA, 2561 nt
Organism: Megalops cyprinoides (Indo-Pacific tarpon)
Lineage: Eukaryota; Metazoa; Chordata; Actinopteri; Elopiformes; Megalopidae
Gene: pals1a
Product: membrane protein, palmitoylated 5a (MAGUK p55 subfamily member 5)
Exons: 14
Coding region: 217-2355 (712 amino acids)
Biological process (GO): morphogenesis of an epithelial sheet; establishment or maintenance of polarity of embryonic epithelium; protein localization to plasma membrane
Cellular component (GO): plasma membrane; adherens junction
Molecular function (GO): protein binding
Source: RefSeq, a predicted model, not a curated record